UAUCUGUUAAAAAUUUAUCUGAUGCUACUAUAAAAUAUUCUUACAAAUUAAUAAUUUAGAAAAAUAGAUAAAAUUGAAACUAGUAGUUUUGGUAUAAAGCGAAAACUCCAACGUCCAUUCGUUUGUCUUAGACUCUUAGUUGAGUAUUUUCCUUUUCCUUCAUAAAAUAUUAUUCAUAUUUUAAAAUAACAAAGUCUCUUAAUCUCUUUUAAAAUAACAAAUCUCUUUAUUAAAAUUUCAUACUCGUGUAGUUGUGAAGGCCAACUACCUAGUAUAUCUUAAAUUACCAAUCAAUUGCUCGCUUGUUAUAUUAAAGAAAAAAAGUAAUCUCUAAAAUAAUCUCAAAGAAAAUAUAGAGAACAUCCGUUGUUGAUUUUCAUUUUUCCAUUUCAACGUGUUUAAGGAAUUAUAUAUCUCUCUUCCCUAUUCCUCUCAUUCAAUUCGUGGAGGGUUAUUGGUUCAGCAUGAACACAUUAGUUAACGAUUCCAAGGGAUUCCUUAGCCAUAAAGGUCAAUUUGGUUCUGCUCUUCGUUUAUUUUUUUUUUGAACUGCCUGCUCUUUUAGGCUAACCAGUAACAUAUUUCCUUUUUUUUUUUUGUUCAGGUUGAUUUACUGAUUCACUCAACCACAGCUGUUUCAGAUGUCUGAAUUAAUGGAGCAAUUCUUGGCGCUGUCAGUGUCUCCUCCUCUGAUUCCGUCACUUCCAGACGACAUUACCGUUGAUAUCGUAGCUGCUCGUGUACCCCUAAACCAUUACCCGACUCUCUCCCACGUUUCCAAGAGUUUCAGGAAACUCAUUGCCUCUCCUAAGCUCUACAAGAGGCGAUCCCAGCUAGGCAUCACCCAACACCGUGUCUAUGCUGUCCUCCAGAGCCGCAAAACUCGUGCUUCCAGUUUCUACAUCCUUCACCGGAAAGUCGACGACUGCAGUAACCGCUUGGUGGUUGUCCGGUCAAUUACUCUCAAGUCUUCCUGCGGAAAAUAUGUCCCGGUGGGUUCGAAGGUGUAUGUGUUUAACGAUGUAGAUGCGCUCAGCAUUGACUGCACCUCUCACACGUCUCAGUCCAUCCCUGACAUUCCUCAGCGCAUGGCUUUUAAAGUGGUUAACGUGGUUGGCGAGAAGAAGAUUUAUGUAAUCGGUGAUUCGGUUUGUCAUGUUGAGGAGGAGGGUGGUAUGUUGCGGGAAACGUGGAAGAAGGCAGUCACGGUGUUUGAUACAGAAACCCAGUUGUGGGAGCCUAAGUUGGUAAAGGAAGACAUGUUUUUAGGUGUCCUUUGGUCUGAUUCUGUGGUGAUGGAUGGUAAGAUUUACAUGAAAGAUUACAGCAAGGGCAACUCUUUUGUUUAUGAACCAGAUGAAAGGAAAUGGGAAUUUAUGGACGAGGUGUUGAAUUCUAAGGCCUGGAAGGGUGCAUGUGUGGUUGACAACGUCUUGUACUAUCACGAUUUGAGGGUGUUGAGGGCAUAUGAUCCAAAGCAGAGCUGUUGGAGUGUUGUCAACGGUUUGGGAGAUUUUUUGGUGGCUAAGACUGCUCGUUCAAGGUGGUGCCAUGCGGUGAACUAUGGCGAGAAGAAGCUGGCUCUCUUCUUUCAUAAAAACCAUGACGGCAAAGAGGUCAUUUUCUGUGCAGUGAUUGCUUUGGAAAGACGCCAAGGAGGAGAGAUUUGGGGUCAGAUGGAGUCGUGUGAUGUUGUGAAUGAGGAUGGGCUGUUUGACAUGGUCAAAUUUGUUACGGUUUCCCUUUGAUGCAGCAUAAUAAUAAGAAUAUCUCUAUUUAGAUCCCUUCGUAUUUUAAAUUAUCCUAAAUGCCAUCUCUUGUGGUCGUAAGUUUGCUAACAUCGUUUAUGUUAGACAAAACCUUGAGUGUGUUGUUUUAUGUUGUCGUUUAAAACUUUGGGCUAUGGUCUGUUAAAUUUGCUAUGUUUUAUUCUUGAAUAAUUACCUUAGACUUGAAGUUUUUCUCAUCACAGCCUCUUCACAGGUUAAAUUUUACGAGACAUUUAUGUUUGGUUCCCAUGUUCAACUAUGAUGCAAGCAGUUAAUAGAGAUGAAUUAAAGAAAGGGAAACAUAAGAGUUUGAGAUGAAAUAGAAACCUUAAACAAACAUACACUUACCAUGUGACUAAUGAGAACUCCAUGUCGAAGAGAUUCUUCAAACGGCUGUUUCCUCCUCCUCCUCUGGCUCGACGCAUCAUCAUGAGGCGGCAUGGCUCCAGGAAGCGGAAGAGGGCGGCGUGGGUUUGGAUAAGAUCCGGCGAUUCUCCAAGAGUUGCUCUAGAAAGUACGAGCUUGGUUAUGAAGUUUGUCGUGGCCAUUAACCAGCUGCUAAUGUUAUUCACAAAGCAAAUGUUACUGCUUUUUGAUUUGAUGUCUUCUGGUUCUGUAUUAGU
Messenger RNA from Brassica napus (rape), 2392 nucleotides. RefSeq names its product F-box/kelch-repeat protein At4g38940-like. The coding region runs from base 642 to 1748 and encodes 368 amino acids. The record is from RefSeq and is a predicted model, not a curated record. The transcript has a single exon. Gene Ontology annotation, molecular function: protein binding. Lineage: Eukaryota; Viridiplantae; Streptophyta; Magnoliopsida; Brassicales; Brassicaceae.